UCGAGCAAUUUUGAUUGAGCUCCAAGAAUACCGAGCCCCGAGGGGACCACAGCAGGCGUCUGAAACAGUUGGAGUUGUUUCUGAGUACCUGCUGACGGAAGAUGGAAGAAGUGAGAAAGACGAAGUGUUGGAAUCAGAAGGUGAAACAGUAUGUGGACCCACCUGAUGGAGGCUGGGGCUGGAUGAUAGUUCUCCAUUUCUUCCUGGUGAACGUGUUGGUUAUGGGAACACUGAAGACCUUUGGACUUUUCUUUGUGGCUUUCCAGGACGUGUUUGGGGGGUCCUCCGAGCAGAUCAGCUGGGUCGGGUCCAUCAUGUCUAGUCUGCGCCUUUCUGCAGGUCCAAUUGCUUCAAUUGCCUGUGGCAAGCUGGGGGAUCGAUGGACUUCAAUUCUCGGAGCUGUCCUCGUGAGUGGUGGAUUUCUUAUCAGCAUCCUGGCCACUAGCGUGCUCUUCCUUUAUGUAUCCCUCGGUGCUGUUGUUGAGGAGAAAGACUUCGUAGCUGGGGAUUUCAGGGAUUUGUUUCACAUGGGCAGUGUAUUUGUAGACAAAUCGAGUCAAGGAUCCUCCUCCGCUCUCUGGAAGCUCCCAGUGUGGGUAGAUCACCUGGGAUUGACUCAUCCUGAUUUCACUGUAUCAACACCUCACCAACUUGAAGCUGUGCAGGGAUCUAAAAAGAAUGAUGGGUUUGUUAACACAAUUUUUUUUUGUAUCAUCUUUACAGGUGCUUUACUUAUUUUGGGAGGUAUAAUGUUGAACCUGAUUGCUACCAGCAUGCUGCUUCGACCCAUCUCUCUCCACGAGCACCAGCCCACCUUCUCGCAAUCACCAUGUGACAGGACAAUACUCAAAGCUCCAAACAGCUGCCUCUUUCACAACGGAGCAAUGAAGCAAGGCAUCUUAGAGAAGCACUCAGAAAGCUGCUUAAUCACUAGCAAUCCCAGCGUGUCCCAUUCAGCAAUUGGUCACCUUGAUAUUUCCAAGAAUCAUGACAGCUGUAUCCUGAGGGAUGAGAACCUGAACAUUAACCAUUCCCGAGUGGAGACAGAAUCCAGUAUCUCUCACGAGAGCAAAGCUUUUCUGGACAAAGUAACUUUCCGAACAGCUCACACUGCGUCUGUUAGCUCUUCGAGCAGGGGCAAGGGAACACAAAGCCUUCCUCCCAAAGAGAAGCUUCUCGAUUUCUCAUUGUUACGGGAUCCUUUCUUUAGUAUUUACACAUUCUCAGUGGUGUUCAGUCAGUUAGCGUACUUUAUUCCCUACUUUCAUCUCUCAGCCAGGGCUAAGACAUUGGAUAUUGAUGCCAUGGAUGCAUCCUUCAUCAUUUCUGUUGCAGGUUGGCUAUAUGACUACACACAGACCUACGACUGCUCUUUUUAUCUGGCUGGCGUGUGCUACUUGCUGUCUUCUGUUUCUCUGUUUCUGGAACCCACAGCACGUCGAUACAAGGCAAGAAAGCAAGCAGAGACUCUUACAGUAAAGAUGGAGACAGUAAAAACUGUAACUUGUGGAGCUGAAUGUCAUAAUGGGCAAGUUAUCACCCCAUCUGAUAUAAGGACUGAGAAGCUAGAACAAAUUAGCUCUGUGUAA
This is a messenger RNA of Rhincodon typus (whale shark), 1589 nucleotides long. RefSeq names its product monocarboxylate transporter 5-like. Lineage: Eukaryota; Metazoa; Chordata; Chondrichthyes; Orectolobiformes; Rhincodontidae. The coding region runs from base 102 to 1589 and encodes 495 amino acids. Gene Ontology annotation, biological process: monocarboxylic acid transport. The record is from RefSeq and is a predicted model, not a curated record. The transcript is spliced from 7 exons. Gene Ontology annotation, molecular function: monocarboxylic acid transmembrane transporter activity.